AUGAAGGAACCAAUAUUUCGAAACUGUUGCUGCUGUUGUGACUUAAAAGUUGGUUGUUGUAUCUACGUCGGACUUUCGCUACUUGUUUCAAUUCUCGAUUUUUUUAAAACAAUUGGAAAUUUAGGCAGUAGUAGAAAUAGUAUUUAUUAUGAUUAUGAAUACGGUUAUAGACAAAAGCCGAGUGAUAUUCCAGAAUGGACGAAAUAUUUGAACAUUUUAAUUUGUAUCGUAACCAUCAUCACAUGUAUUUUAUUUUUCAAAGGCGUGUCCGCUAAAAAGCCGAGUCUUUUGAAGCCAUUCAUCAUAGCUCAGACAUUUUCUUUAGUCUUAAUUACAAUUGUCAUAUUGUUCCUGCUGCCUUUUAUUGGAGAUGCGGCUUUAAUGGUAUUCAUCAUUGCUGUAAUCCCAAUUGGAAUAUGUGCUUAUCUAAUAGCUUGCGUUUAUUCACUCUACGUUUCUAUGCAAAAUGGACCUGACAUGUCUGCAGGACAUGUUUAUAUCCCACAAGUAGUUGUUCAAUCUCAAAUGCCUCAAAAUUAUCAACUUCAAAAUGUUUAUUAUGCUGCUAAUCCAACUGAUCCUUCAUAUCCACAAAGUUCUGCGCCGUAUCCUCCAAAUUCAGCUUCAUGUCCACCAAAUUGUUCUCCAUAUGCUCCAAAUACAUACUCACCAGGACCUUACAAUCCAAAUUUUUAUCCAAUAAAAUCUUAUGGACCAAAUUCACUUCCACCAAACUAUAAUGCUGCAGUAGAUGUUGCAACUAAUGAUAGAGAGAAGAAACAGCCAUUUAAAUAUUAA
This is a messenger RNA of Chironomus riparius, 798 nucleotides long. NCBI's taxonomy places the organism in Eukaryota, Metazoa, Arthropoda, Insecta, Diptera, Chironomidae. The record is from the annotation of a GenBank genome assembly.